Pichia kudriavzevii is the source of this 591-nucleotide messenger RNA. RefSeq lists its product as uncharacterized. Gene Ontology annotation, biological process: mitotic DNA replication initiation. Gene Ontology annotation, cellular component: GINS complex. The coding region runs from base 1 to 591 and encodes 196 amino acids. The record is from RefSeq and is a predicted model, not a curated record. The transcript has a single exon. Lineage: Eukaryota; Fungi; Ascomycota; Pichiomycetes; Pichiales; Pichiaceae.
AUGAAGAAGCUUUGGCACCCAACCAUAAAUAUAAUUACAAUGAUAUAUGAUGAUCUGGAUGAGAUUCUAGCAGAGUCACAGAAAUUCACAGGUACGUUCCAGAUAGAGGUGGAGAAUGUUGGAUUUUUAAUGAAUUCUCACGAAUCUUCGAAAAUCACUCCAAGUGAAAAGCUUGAGUUACCGUUUUAUUUGGUCAAUGCAUUAUCCCACAUCUUCAUUUCCGAGGAAGAGGGUGACAAUAGCAGAAGCUUAUUUACUGUUGAGAGGCCGGAGUAUUUGAGUAAGCUAGCAACCAAUUUCUACAAAGCGUCACCACUAAAUGCCGACCUCUCGAUUAUAGAACAUUUCUACAAAAUCGUAGAGAAAUGGUGUGAGUUCAUCGAGCAGCCAGAAUUAGUAGAAAUAGUCUAUGAAAUGUUAAUCACCAGGGCCGGACGAAUCAAUGAUUUGUCAUUCAAUGCAUCAGAAAUGCAUUCACGAGAAAACUUGGAGUUUAUACAAACAUUGGAUUCGUUUGAGAAGAAGCUCUUCAAGAUAUCUACACAUUCCUAUGAGGAAGGCAAGAAAUGGAUGAAGCAGGUCAACAACUAA